Messenger RNA from Oldenlandia corymbosa var. corymbosa, 2983 nucleotides. NCBI's taxonomy places the organism in Eukaryota, Viridiplantae, Streptophyta, Magnoliopsida, Gentianales, Rubiaceae. The record is from the annotation of a GenBank genome assembly.
AUUUUAUUUUUAAUCUCCUCCUCCAAUUUAGGUCUGAGUUUCAGCCUUUUCUCUCUCACACACACACACAGUCUCACGCACUCACACACUCAAAAGGCUUGCUCACACGUUUUCUCUAUCCCUUUCUCUUUCUCACUCACUCUCUCUCUCUCUAGGGUUUUCCAUAAUUUUCAACAAUUGAAUCCAGCUCAUAAUUACUCAUAAACUACUGGAGACCAUUGUAUAUUACCAUUAAUCUUCAGCAUUACUCCUCUUCAAUUGGAUGUCUCUCAAUGCCUGUAGUGUAAGUCCCUUUUCUACUUUUUGCCUUCAUGUUUAUGUGUGGAUGAAGGAAUUGCAUUUUGUGAUUUGAUUUGUUGUUUUUUGGUGUUUCUUCUUCCCUUUUUAAUGGAAUUGAGCACUUCAGGAAAAGUGUUUUGAAGUGACAUUGUGAAUUGGGAUUUUGUUGUUGUUGUUGUUGUUGUUGUUGUGAUUUACUUUCUGAAAUGAGCUGCUUUUAGUUCACUGUUUGGUGAUUUUGGGAUGAUUGGUUUUGCGAAUUUCGUGGAAUGCUGUUGAAUUAGCUGAAGGGGAACGGUCAAUUUUCAUGUAAAAAGCAAAGGAAGGAGGAAAAUGGCUUGAGUUUUUGUUUGUUUUUUUGAUUUCUUUCUCUUUUCUCGUGAUUGUGUAUUAAUAGGGAUGGGAACAUGAGGGAUUUGCAAUUCUGGGGCGAAUUAUAGAAUGAGCCAAGCGGAGGUUCCAAGGAUGAAGCAAAAGCCGGCAGCUCUUGUUCCUCUCGGUACUUUGAUUGGUCGUGAGCUCAGAAAUGAGAAAGUUGAGAAGCCUACUGUGAAGUAUGGGCAGGCUGCUCUCGCCAAGAAAGGGGAGGACUAUUUUCUGAUCAAGCCUGAUUGCUCAAGAGUUCUUGACAAUCAGUCUGUUCCUUUUUCGGUUUUUGCGAUAUUUGAUGGACAUAAUGGCAUAUCAGCUGCUAUCUUUGCAAAAGAGAAUCUUUUGAACAAUGUUUUGAGUGCUAUUCCUCAAGGACUCAGUAGGGAAGAAUGGCUUCAAGCCCUACCCCGGGCAUUGGUUGCCGGUUUCGUGAAAACUGACAUAGAAUUUCAGCAAAAGGGUGAGACAUCAGGAACAACUGUCACAUUUGUGGUGAUUGAUGGAUGGACUGUGACUGUUGCAUCAGUUGGGGAUUCUCGUUGCAUAUUGGACACCCAAGGGGGUGUGGUUUCGCUGUUAACAGUUGAUCACCGAUUGGAGGAGAAUGUUGAGGAACGGGAACGUGUAACUGCUAGUGGCGGUGAAGUGGGAAGGCUAAACGUCUUUGGAGGCAAUGAGGUUGGCCCACUGCGCUGUUGGCCUGGUGGAUUGUGUCUUUCGAGGUCAAUUGGUGAUACGGAUGUUGGGGAAUUCAUUGUCCCGAUUCCUCAUGUUAAGCAAGUGAAGCUCUCUAAUGCUGGAGGAAGACUUAUUAUUGCGUCUGAUGGUAUAUGGGAUGCACUAUCAUCUGAUUUGGCUGCACAGUCUUGCCGGGGCUUACCAGCUGACCUUGCUGCUAAACUUGUUGUUAAGGAAGCUCUUAGGACACGAGGUCUUAAGGACGAUACAACCUGCUUGGUUGUUGAUAUUAUUCCAUAUGACCAUCCUGUCCUGCCCCCAACUCCGAAAAAGAAACGAACAUUGCUGAAUUCUCUUUUUGCUGGGAAGAGAUCUAAUUCUAUGAAUAAAGGUAGUAAACUCUCUGCAGUUGGGGUUGUGGAGGAAUUAUUUGAAGAAGGCUCUGCAAUGCUUGCUGAAAGGUAAUCCAACUGACGAGCUUGUGAUGCUUUUGUUCUGUAUUAGUCCUUCCAAAAAGAGUAUUCUUAUGGUAUUUCUUAUGGAAUGAUCAUCUUCUCGAUAAUCAUCUAGACAAGUUACUUAUGGACGUUAAUGUUUUACAAAGAUAAAGGCUACAGAAAUGCAUGUCAGUGAGUUUUUCUGAGUAAUGAUUGCAAUUCCAUUGCUUGUGUGUUGUUGAGCUAGAACCUAGAUGAAUAAAGCCCUUUUUUUUGGCUGAAUCAUGGUAUAGUUGAAGGCUGUCAAUUUUGUAUUAAAUAGAUGGCCUUUGGACAUAGGAGUACUAAGUGUAUGAAAGUAUUUUAUUAUUCAAUUAAUAUUGUGUUCAGUAAUCUUGCAUUGUGCAUGUGAUUUUUCCUAGCUGCUCUCUCCCUCCCUCACUAGUGGCUUUCAUCUGUUUACCAUAUGCAGCCUGUUCUAUUAUUUAGCUUGGGAGGCUAAUGCGUUUUCUGUUUUUCAGGUUAGGUAAAGAUUUUCCUUUGGAUCCAAACUCGGGGCUCUUCAAAUGUGCAAUCUGCCAGGUGGAUCAGCAGCCGGGUGAGGGUUUGUCUGUAAACUCGGGACCCUUCUUUUCACCUUCAUCAAGGCCCUGGGAAGGACCUUUCCUUUGUGCAACCUGUCGUAGGAAGAAGGAUGCAAUGGAGGGGAAAAGGCCUAGCCAACCAACAAUAACUGCAUAAUCAGCUCCUGAAGUAUAUAUGGCCAUAUUUUUUUGAUUUGGUGGUAUGAGCUGACUCAUUUUGCGACUGCCUGGGUUACUCUUAUAUAGGUUUUGUGUAAGGAAUGCUGUAGUGAUAUUAUGAGUUAAGUAGAUAGUUUUGUCGGAGUGGUAGAAGUGUGUGUUGAUGAUUCCUGUUUGUGCUCAGCUGUUUGACUAACUGACAUGGAAAAGACCUACUGAUUAUAUAUAUAUAUGCUCUUCAUUAGUAUGAACUGCUAACAGUUGGAAUUUUUAUGUAAAGAACGAACCAUGGGAAUGAUAUUCUAUGCGAAUUUUGCAGUUUCCCCCAUUUGAUUUCAGUUAUUUUCUUUCCCCUCUGUUGGAAAAUGCUUUGGAUUGUAAAAUUUGAAUGUUGUGAUAUAAUGUUGCUGUAAAGCCUGCAAAAUGUCUACUUAUUACACAUCCAGUUCUAUAAAGAACGUAUACUACACGUAA